Messenger RNA from Cebus imitator (Panamanian white-faced capuchin), 4578 nucleotides. It is a transcript of the gene RAX, whose product is annotated as retina and anterior neural fold homeobox. Gene Ontology annotation, biological process: positive regulation of transcription by RNA polymerase II. The transcript has 3 exons. NCBI's taxonomy places the organism in Eukaryota, Metazoa, Chordata, Mammalia, Primates, Cebidae. The record is from RefSeq and is a predicted model, not a curated record. Gene Ontology annotation, molecular function: RNA polymerase II cis-regulatory region sequence-specific DNA binding; DNA-binding transcription factor activity, RNA polymerase II-specific. Bases 1615 to 2649 code for a protein of 344 amino acids.
UUAAACUUCCCCCAGACCAGCGGCCCUGGCCUUUCCCAGUUUAUUUGAUGCCCACGACGUGGCCCUCGAUGGUGUCCUGCCCUCCAAAGGGACGCGGCAAACGCUUGUCUGAACGCAAGCGGGAUGAAGAAGACGCCCCUGCCGCGGAGAUCAGGGCGCCUAAUGAAAAGGAGAUUUUAGUUAUGGUGUCCUCUAGGUCCUUGGGCUUUUAUAGGAAAGCAUUUUAAUUCACGGUUCAGGCCACCAGUUCAGGGAAGGCCAAGGGCCCUCCUAGUGUCUCUCCUCAGAUUUGAGGGGUGCGAUGUUCACAGCGCCAUUGUCCAUCCGCGCCGCGGGAGGUGAAACACACUCACCCUCGCAAAGCAUCUUUCCAAGUGGCCGAUCAGUCGCUGUGGGACACGGAAGCCUCCACGGGGUCCAAAGGAGAAAGAACUGCAAGCCGAUUACUCCUGAACCCUCGGGGAGGCGCGAGGCCUCCUCGCCGGGAAAAGGUCCUUCCCCAGACAGCUCGGGGCCCUCUCCUCGUCCCGGAGAAGUGUUGGAGGGUGGCGGGAGUUCCCGCAGAACAGGGGCGAGGUGGGGAACUCCAGGCGGGUCUCCUGCGGAGCCUGAGCCCGGCUGCGCACUGGACGCGGGGCUCCUAGCCUCCUGCUGGACGAUCGGGCGCUAGAGGUCACCCGACCAGUGGGCACAAAUUGCCCUGGGGUAGGCGCUGGAGGGAGGGAGGGAGGGAGGCUGGGGCUCUUAAGUCCGAGGGGACUGGGAGGAGUUAAAACAGAUAUAGAUGGACAAACUAAACGCGAGGCCUGGGAAUUGGUACCACCGACCCCAGAACUGAGUGGGAAGAGAAAAGGGAGCAAGCUGGGGGAAAUUCAAACUCGGACGAGUGCGGAGCUGGGAAGCCUUCGGCUGGGCUCGGCGCUUCCAGAGGGCACCAGGCCAGCGUGGCGGCCCUGCGGAGGUGAACCAGAGGGGGCGAGGGGCGAGUCUGCAGCUGGGGAGGAGUUUCGUCCAGGAAGGGAGGUGACCCCUAGUGGGUAGUCUGAUGUGAGAAGGUAAGCCCGAGGCAGGGGGCGACAAACGCAAGGGGAGAGAUGAGCCCAACGGCGUCGGCUCCACUGAGGCAGGACUAGAGGUGACCGCGAUCGGGUUCCCGGGCCUUUCAAGCAUCCAGUCGCCGAUCCCCGGAGUGUGUUUGUAAAGCUUAAAACGGAUCAAGAAGUAGGAGGGGAAUGUUCCUAGUGCCCGCCUGGGGAUGGCCAAGCGAGGACCCUGAGGCUGGGCCGGGCGAGGACCCGCCCCUCGGUGAAGGGAGGGGCCGAGAGAAGAGGCUGGGUUCCAGGCGAGAGGGGAGGAGCCAAGGACCAGUUGGCUCCCUGCCUUCAGAGCCCAGAGCCCCAGCUACUCCGAGCCCGAACUUCCGACUUCUGGGACUAAGGCAGCAGCGGCCUGAGCGCUCGGCCACCCCCAGCGUGCGCAGCCCUGGCGGGCUUCGCCCGCUGAGCUUGACCUAGGGUCGGAACCCGUCGGGUUGCACCGCGGCACUCGGGAAGAGCCGACUUCGAGCCUCUCCUCUCCAUCUCCAAAGCGUCCCCCCGCCUCCCCACGCUCCCCAUGCACCUGCCGGGCUGCGCGCCUGCCAUGGCCGACGGGAGCUUCUCGCUAGCCGGCCACUUGCUCCGCAGCCCGGGCGGUAGCACCUCUCGAUUGCACAGCAUCGAGGCCAUCCUGGGGUUUACCAAGGACGACGGGAUCCUCGGCACCUUCCCCGCGGCUGGGAGCGCCCGGAGCUCGAAGGAGCGGGAUAGGAGGCUGGGCGCGCGGUCCGCCUGCCCCAAGGCGCCCGAAGGAGGCGCCGAACCCUCCACGCCGCCAGCCCCGGCGCCUGUCCCCGAGUACGAAGCCCCUCGCCCUUACUGCCCCAAGGAGCCCGGGGAGGCACGGCCGAGCCCAGGGCUGCCCGUCGGGCCAGCCACCGGCGAAGCAAAACUGUCAGAGGAGGAACAGCCCAAGAAAAAGCAUCGGCGGAACCGCACGACUUUCACCACCUACCAGCUGCAUGAGCUGGAGCGCGCGUUCGAGAAGUCCCACUACCCGGACGUGUACAGCCGCGAGGAGCUGGCCGGCAAGGUCAACCUACCCGAAGUCCGGGUCCAGGUGUGGUUCCAGAACCGACGGGCUAAGUGGCGGAGGCAGGAGAAGCUGGAAGUGUCCUCCAUGAAGCUGCAGGACUCGCCCCUCCUCUCCUUCAGCCGCUCCCCGCCCUCCGCCACGCUGUCGCCCCUUGGGGCGGGCCCGGGCAGCGGAGGCGGGCCGGCGGGGGGCGCGCUGCCGCUGGAGUCCUGGCUCGGGCCGCCGCUGCCGGGCGGGGGCGCCACCGCGCUGCAGAGCCUGCCGGGCUUCGGGCCGCCGGCGCAGAGCCUGCCCGCCAGCUACACGCCGCCGCCGCCGCCCUUCCUCAACUCCCCGCCGCUGGGCCCCGGCCUGCAGCCUCUCGCGCCGCCGCCGCCCUCCUACCCAUGCGGGCCGGGCUUCGGGGACAAGUUCCCGCUGGACGAAGCGGACCCGCGCAACAGCAGCAUCGCGGCGCUGCGUCUGAAAGCCAAGGAGCACAUCCAGGCCAUCGGGAAGCCGUGGCAGGCCCUGUAGGGGCACUGGGGACCGUCUAGGGAGCCGACCCCGGGCCGAGCUCACCGUACCCGCAUCUUCUCUCCCAGGGACACCCCACUCGGCCACUCUUUCCCCGUCGUCUGCCAGCCAGCAACCCUCCAGGCAUAGUUCAGGGCUGGGCGCCUGCUCCCGACGCACGUGGAGAAGGGUGACUUUCAGGCCAGAGGAAAGGUCCUCUGGCCGCCUCCACACAUUUCGCGGACCUCAGCCCUGGAGGGCAAGAGGCUGCCGGGCCACGCCGGCCACGCCGCUCCCAUCCCCACCGGUCCUGGAGCCCCCAGGCCCAAAGGGCUGAAGCUCCUAAACUUGGCAUUCCCAGGAGGCUUGGAGACCCCCAGAUAACCAUAACAGGGAAGAAGGGGAGGUGGAAAAAUAGUUUGAGGAACUUUUGUAUAAGUAGUUUCCAAGUAUUUGAGAGGAGAAUUAAAGACCUGCUUGUUUUGUUUCGAAUCUGUUUAAGCACGCCCAGGACUUGGGGUGAGGAGUGAAUAUGGGGGUAUGGGAGGAGGGUGCGCUGAUGGGCAGGGUGGGUCAGGGAAAGCGGAGGACUGCGAUGAAGCUCAGAGUUCCCUUGUGAAAAUUCUGGGGACACUUCGCUGCCGCAGAGAAUCGUUCCCAUUCGGAAGGCUUCAGGGACCUGGACGCGCGCGAGGCGCCCUUCCCUGGAGCGGGCGGGCGCAUGUGGGUCCGGAGUGUAUGGAACUAAGGCUCAGCCGCUGGCGCGUUCCUAGUUACCAUGCUAGCCCCAUAGUCCAGCGGCGGCUGAUACUUUGAAGUCUGACUUCAAUAGAAAGCGUCAGGACCACCAUCCCUAGGGUGAGGGCCCCUGGCGUCCCUGCUCCCCUAAGAGCUCCUCUCAGUUCACCUUGCAGAUAGAUCUCCGGUUCGGUGCCAGUCCCUGACACCCAGGGUUGAUGACUAGCGGUACAAGAACUGAGGCAAAGAGAUGCUUUUCCUUUUCGGAGCGGCGAGACUCUAUUACUUCCCCAACUCGCCGCACACCAGCAAACCCAGAGUUCGGUAAAAGGUGAGGCUGGUUAGGAGCCGCUCUAGGAGAGCGCCCUGGAGCGCCCUGCUCCACCGCCCCGAGGGUUAAUUCGGCUAAUUCUUGCAGGCUUGCCCUGGACAGUAUCUGCAAUUCUUUGGCUCCGGCCCUAGGGCGGGGAAGGAAUCCCGAAAUCUCAGCCCGCUUCACAAGCUCCUGAGACUCGGGGGAGUCAGGGACUCCCUCCUGAGCGUCCUCGGCAUCCACCGUUGACACUGGAGCUGCACCACCUCCAGCAGGUUGCCCGCCAACAGGUCCUCGGCCCCCAGUCCACCCCACAACCCCUGUCCCUAAGCGUGCCUUCCGGAUGAUGCCGCUAGAGCCUUAAUUAGUAUCAACUGGCUACUGUCUGUUGGUUCUGAGCAAAUUAGUGAAGCUUCCAGUCCCCUUUCCUCGUCUAAAUGAACCCUAUCUCCCUGGAAGGUGGAAAAGAUGAAAUAAGAUCCCCUGUAAAGGCUUUAUGUAAACUACCAAGACCCAGGCAUGACGCAAUAUGCAUUGUAAUCACGGUUCCCGUUUACCCGAAAUAUUCCCGGCUGUUCUCCGGUUCCUGAAACCGACUUGGGAAAAGGAUGACCACGCCAGGGCUAGGAGUAGGGAACUCUCAUCAUCCAGUCCUUUCUUUGCGGGUCCUAAGAGGCUAUUGUGUAACCAGGGCUGUGUACACCUAGACCUCCAGCUGGUGCCUUGCACGCAGUAGGCUGAUCAGCAAAAAUUUACUGAAUAAAUCCUUUUCCCCAAGUGGUAAUAUCUGCACUUUACCUCACAAGGAUGUCUCCCUGGGGUAGAUGAAUGGAAUAGCCCAUGUGCUACCACCUCUUAGCAAGAAAAAACCCCACCAGAAUGAAUGUGUGGUUGGCCUA